Nicotiana tabacum (common tobacco) is the source of this 1882-nucleotide messenger RNA. Lineage: Eukaryota; Viridiplantae; Streptophyta; Magnoliopsida; Solanales; Solanaceae. The record is from RefSeq and is a predicted model, not a curated record.
AUUUCGUGGCAUGCAUUUGAUUCAACCUAUCAACUGUGGCAGCCACUUCCACCUGUUCCGGGGGAAUACAGUGAAGCCCUUGGAUUUGGUUGUGCUGUUCUUAGCGGUUGCCAUCUGUACCUGUUUGGUGGAAAAGAUCCAAUUAAGGGGUCUAUGCGACGGGUAAUCUUUUAUAGUGCUCGAACAAAUAAAUGGCACAGGGCACCAGACAUGCUUCGUAGACGUCAUUUCUUUGGUUCUUGUGUAAUCAACAAUUGUCUCUAUGUCGCUGGCGGAGAAUGUGAAGGAAUCCAGAGGACUCUCCGUUCAGCUGAAGUUUAUGACCCCAAUAGGAACCGCUGGAGCUUUAUUGCUGAUAUGAGCACAGCUAUGGUGCCCUUUAUUGGGGUUGUUUAUGAUGGGAAGUGGUUUUUAAAAGGAUUGGGAUCUCACAGAGAAGUUUUGAGUGAAUCCUAUAACCCAGAGAUGAAUGCAUGGAGCCCUGUCAAUAACGGGAUGGUUGCUGGUUGGCGCAAUCCAAGCAUCUCCAUGGAUGGUCGCCUUUAUGCUUUGGACUGUCGUGAUGGGUGUAAACUUAGAGUAUAUGAUGAAGCCACACAUUCGUGGAAUAGAUUUAUUGACAGCAAGCUCCAUCUUGGAAGUUCUCGUGCUUUAGAGGCUGCAGCUCUGGUUCCCCUCAAUGGUAAACUCUGUAUAAUCCGUAACAACAUGAGCAUUAGUAUCGUUGAUGUGUCAAAUCCUGAUAAACAAGUUGAAACUAACCCACAUCUUUGGGAAAACAUUGCCGGUAAAGGGCACUUCAGAACUCUGUUCACUAAUUUAUGGUCAAGCAUUGCAGGACGAGGAGGGUUGAAGAGCCAUAUUGUGCAUUGUCAAGUGCUACAAGCUUGAGCAUUGUCCAUAGUAUAUACUCGCCCUUGAUGAGAACUAAGAAUUGGUUAACUUCUUCAACCUCAAGAACAAAAUCUUUUCUGUUAAAGCAGUUUUGACAUCCUCAACAUGGUCUAGUGCCAGUUUGUGAACCAAAUAGUUGCAUAAUCCAUUUUCACUUCUUGAUGACCUUCUGCAACCUCUGCAGAUAACGCUCACCUCGGUAAAAUAUUGUAUAUGUCAUAUGGAAGUGUUUGGAUUGAACAUAAUUCGAUAUUGGCCUUGGUUUCAGCAUCAACAGCUCAAGCAUGGAUUUCCUGGUAUUUUCAUACUUUGCCAUUUAUUCAUCAGCAGAUGUCUGUUCAAAUACAGAGCUAGCUUGCUAAUGAAUUUCGAAGUAGAAAAAACGAGGCUAUUUCGUCGCUUCAUAAAAGAUUAAAGAGAUCAAAUAGCUCUAUAUUUUGUGUAUCCAUUUAGUCCGUUGUUUUGCACCAAUGGUAGAAAAACAUAGGUUGGUUACUGAAGGACAUAUAGGUAGAAUCUCUGCUUCUUACCUUCUUCCCUUGCUUUCUUUCAAGAUCUGUACAAUAUGUGAUUGGGAUAGGAGCGGCAUUGAACUGCAACCUUUGGCUGCUGAAGUGGCUUAUUUAGAAGUUCCUUAUAUUCAGCAUUAUGAUCUUGCUGCUCCUGCUCUUUGAAUAUGUUGCUUAUGAUCAGUUAGAACAUAGUGGCGAUGCCUAUUUCCUAAAGCUUGUGCUUUUCGACGAAGGCUUCUAUGAAACAGGUAAUUAAUCAUAGGUUCAGUGAUGUGACAUUUCAAGAUUUUGCAUAACAUGUUGAGUUUAUAUUCUUACUUACAAAGGUUAUGUGAACUCUUGAAAAAGUUACAUGAUGCGUUAUCGCCUUAGUAUUCGUGGAUUUCCUUUUGCUGUAAUAUAGAUUGGCAUUUGGUCGAUAUGUAAUUCCAAAGUUUUUGUUAUUGAAGAUGUGAUGCUAAAUGUUUUGACAUUUG